This is a messenger RNA of Hyaloscypha bicolor E, 654 nucleotides long. RefSeq lists its product as uncharacterized. The record is from RefSeq and is a predicted model, not a curated record. The coding region runs from base 100 to 471 and encodes 123 amino acids. NCBI's taxonomy places the organism in Eukaryota, Fungi, Ascomycota, Leotiomycetes, Helotiales, Hyaloscyphaceae. The transcript is spliced from 3 exons.
CUAAGCCAGUUCAGGAUUGCUCUCAAGUGGUCUUACCUAUUGAGUCCGACCUUAAAACUCUUCCAUCGAGCUGACGAUACAGCGUAGCCCUUCGCUCUCAUGCGUCGAACAGGGGAAGAAAAUUCAGAUGCAUCCUCAAUAGUACUAAAACGGAUGCCAUGGCGGCAGGGGCUACUCGCAGGCGACGACUGGUCAGGCUUAUCCAGCGCUGCAGGGCGAAGAAAACUUCAGAAUCUGCUGAACCAAAGAGUAAGCCGGUGGUUCUCCUCCAAGAAAAAGAACGGAGAAAAAAUAAAAAGUAACCGCGAACUGAAUCCCAACCCUUCUGCAAACCCAGAGGACUUACGGCCUUCUUUCCACUCCGCAGUUGGGUCAUCAAAGAUCAAUCACAUGGCUUUAGCCCGCACAGCAUCAAUAUGGAAACCUAGCACCACACCAGAAACCAUCGUCUCCAAAUUCGGACGUGGAUAACCGCCAAUUGCUGCAAAAUCUCUCCGCCAGUGGAUCAUUUCUUGACACUGGUCAAGUUCAACGUGUUCCGUGUCAUGCUCAGAAACUCCCUGAUUCUCUGACUCCCAGCCGACAAUACGCUUUCAUACUUUCCUCGCUCCCAAGGGACCACGACUACCGCCUCAUCCUUUCCGCCCAGCCUCC